UGUGUAUUUUCUGUAAAUGUGGCUAUAGACGUAUUUCCAGUCUAACAAUGUUUCGUGUUUAUUUUACUGACUUUGAAAGAUCUGUGUUGAGAAGGAUUUGCUGAGUGAAAGUGUAUAGUCUAGAUAUGUACUGUUUAUCAUUGUUGCAAAGAUCGUGUGUGCACACCUCUGCCAGGACUUGGAAAAAAGCACCACAAAACCUGAAAGGGAAAAGUGCAUCGGAACAGCGGUGGAUUGUCCGGCAGCUCAAUGACCCUUUUGUGAAAGCCGCUCAUAAGCAAAACUAUCGCUGCAGGAGCGCCUUUAAACUACUGGAGAUAGACGACAAGCACAAAAUUCUGAAGCCUGGCUGCAGCGUCAUCGACUGCGGCGCUGCUCCAGGCGCAUGGAGCCAAGUUGCGGUUGAAAGAGUAAAUUCAGCCGGAUCAAAUACUGAAUUCCCAAAAGGCUUUGUUGUUGGGGUGGACCUUCUCCGUAUUGCCCCUCUGGAUGGAGCCCUCUUCCUGUCCAAUUGUGACGUCACAGACCCAGCCACACAAGAAAAGCUGCAGAAUCUUCUCCCUGGAUCACAGGCAGAUGUCAUUCUGAGUGACAUGGCCCCCAACGCCAGCGGCUUCAGAGAAAUGGACCAUGAACGACUCAUUGCCAUGUGUCUGUCUGUGGCGGACUUGGCCGAGAGGGUUCUGCGGCCGGGUGGCUCACUAAUCUGUAAAUACUGGGAUGGAGGUCAGGCCCACCAGGUUCAAAGCAGGCUGGCUUGCGCUUUCCGUGAAGUGAAGAUUGUGAAACCCAAAGCCAGCCGGAAGGAAUCCGCUGAACUGUUUUACUUGGCAAGGUUGUUCAAAAAGUAAAGAUGUAUUUAAGACAGUAAUCAAUUCCUAAGCGGCCACUACGCAUUUUAAUCUAAAAGCCAAGUAUUUAUUUUUAUGUAAUAAGAACAUUUCCCUGAUUAAAUGGCUCCUUUUACUUAACAUCU
Megalops cyprinoides (Indo-Pacific tarpon) is the source of this 976-nucleotide messenger RNA. RefSeq names its product mitochondrial rRNA methyltransferase 2 (gene mrm2). Gene Ontology annotation, cellular component: mitochondrion. Bases 126 to 851 code for a protein of 241 amino acids. Gene Ontology annotation, biological process: RNA methylation. Gene Ontology annotation, molecular function: rRNA (uridine-2'-O-ribose)-methyltransferase activity. The transcript has 2 exons. NCBI's taxonomy places the organism in Eukaryota, Metazoa, Chordata, Actinopteri, Elopiformes, Megalopidae. The record is from RefSeq and is a predicted model, not a curated record.